AUGUUUCAAAGAUCAGCUACCGAUUUAUCAUUAGAUUUCAAAAAUGCUUUACAAAAAGCUAGAACAAAAUUACAACCAGAUCCAAACAUCAACAAGAAAGCAACUUUUGACAAAUUAGACGAUUAUCAAGAUAUUCUUAACCCUUUAUUAAUAAAUAAAUAUCAUAAGUAUCCGUCAUCAAAAUCUUUCACGAAUACGAACAAAGAUGACAAGAAUAAACAACAAGUUGGACCAAUUGCUUUAAAAAAUGCUCUAAAUGUUCCCAUUGAAGCAGUAUUGAAUUUAAAUGUAAGACCGGGUGAGAAACACUUUGUGAUGUGGUUUUUAAUAUCUUCAUACUUCCCAUUAAUAGCCGCAUGUUUAGGUCCACUAGCCAAUAUGAUUUCAAUUAUAGCACUAAUACAACAUUGGAGAAUGGAUGAAUUGACUGGUGAGUUGUUACCAGAUCCAGGUCCUGUUAUUGCAAUGAAUGCCUUAUCUCUUGUAUUAGGGAUUAUUGGUAACAUGUCUUUAUUAAUGAAUUUCUCAAGAUCAGUGAAAUAUUUAAUAACUCAGUGUGUUUCCAUAUUUUCGUGGUUUUGUGCUUCUAUAUUGUUAGUUGCAGCUUUGUUAUUGACAAAUUAUAAUACUAUGAAUGAUGAAUCCGGGUUAAUUCCAUCAGAAGGGUUUUGGUUUGCCUGUUUUACCGCAGGAUAUUACUUCGCAUGUACUUUAAUAUUGUUGAUAAACUUUAUGGGCUAUAGAUUGAAAAAAUACCCUCCUACUUUCAAUCUUGAUCAAAAACAAAGAACCUUAAUGUUAUUUACUAUUUUGUUCGCAAUUUGGACGAUAGUUGGUGCAGUUGCAAUGGAGCAUUUGAUUGAUGACUUAACUUAUGGAUCGUCCUUGUACUAUUGUAUUGUAUCCUUUUUAACAAUAGGAUUAGGUGAUAUUACACCAAACUCGUCGGGGGCUAAAGUUUUAGUGUUAAUUUUUUCAUUGGGAGGUGUUUUGAUAAUGGGUUUAAUCAUUGCCACUUUAAGAUCUGUAAUUUUAUCAUCAGCGUCACCCGCUAUCUUUUGGAAUGACAUUGAAAUUGCUAGACGAAAGUUGGUGAACAAAUUAAAAGAGGAACAAAAGAAAAUUACUCCCGAAGAUUCAUUCCGACAAAUGAGGAUGAUUCGUACGAAAGUUAGAAGAAAGCAUACAAAUUUUUCAUUAGCUUUAACAGUAUUAAUGUUUAUGGCUUUUUGGUUGAUUGGAGGAUUGGUAUUUCAUUUUAUUGAAGGCUGGACGUACUUCCAUUCAAUAUAUUUUUGUUUUCUUUGUUUAUUGACAAUUGGGUAUGGGGACUUUGCUCCAAAAACUGGAUUGGGUAGACUGUUUUUUGUUCUGUGGGCAACAGGUGCAGUUCCUCUUAUGACUAUCUUGGUAUCAAACGUAGGUGAUAAAUUGUAUGAUGUCUUUAAUGAGUUGAGUGAAUGGUUUAGUAAAUGGAUUUUUCAACCAGAUAUGAAUUACGAAGCUAAGAAAAGAUUAAAAAAAGAAAUGAAAGAGAAUCAAGAAGAUGAUUUGACUAUGAGCUCAGAAUUGAUUCAGGAUGAAGUAAGAGAAGAUUUAGAUAUCGAGUCAAUGGAGAUAGAGAGAGAAAUAGCACAUAGAGGAAGUUUAGAAACUGAUCGUGCAGAGUCUACUAUAAAGAGCAUUGAAGAUGAUCUAGCGAGCUGUGAUACUUCAGAUUCUCAAGGCUCAUCUGAUGAUGAUUUAAUUUCAACGGAUUUGGAGAAAUUAAAAAAACGAAUAUUGAGAAAAAGAAGAGAUCAUAAAGUCUUGCUCAGGUACAUGAAUAGAUUACGACCGUUAAUGGCUGAUUCUAUAUCGAAUCCGAAGAAAAAAUACACUCAUAAACAAUGGAAAGAGAUAAUGAACGCAUUAGAUUUAAGAGAUGUACCAGAAGAACCAGAUGAAGAUAAAAAAGUUGAUGGAUUUUGGCUUGGUGACUGGAGUCCAUUACGUUUACCAUUAAAAGAGCCAAACUAUUUAUUAUUAAGAGUAUAUUUUAAAAUAGAAGAAUCAUUACAAGAAAUGAUCAAUUCCGAGAAUGAAGACUUAAAGCUAUUGAAUAAAGGUGUCGAAGACGAAAGAAAUGAGGCUGAUGAAAAUGAUGGAGUAUUACACAGCAGCAAACAUAUCCCUAAGUUUUUAAAACACUAA
Molecule: messenger RNA, 2193 nt
Organism: Lodderomyces pseudojiufengensis
Lineage: Eukaryota; Fungi; Ascomycota; Pichiomycetes; Serinales; Debaryomycetaceae
Gene: TOK1
Product: Tok1p
Exons: 1
Coding region: 1-2193 (730 amino acids)
Biological process (GO): potassium ion transmembrane transport; stabilization of membrane potential
Cellular component (GO): membrane
Molecular function (GO): potassium ion leak channel activity
Source: RefSeq, a predicted model, not a curated record